AUGGUGCUUUACAAAGACCCUUUCAAGUGCUUCAGAAAGCCCAUGAUGGUCUAUGUUGGUGCUCUUGCGCUGUUGGACUUUCUCAGCGGAAGUGUAACUGGACCAUGGGUCAUUAACAACUACGUUGAGUGCGGUAUGGGAGAGGAUGACUCCCCUGUGCUGGACAAAACCAGAUUUGCCGCAAUUUCUGCAGAAUUCACGAUAUGUACUGCAAAUUUCAUAACUCUCGUAUUGUCUGGUGAAAGACUAUUUGCAGUGGCUUGUCCCUUUCUGUACCGACGAAAGUCCAGCGUUAAGAGAAGCGUGAUAAUUCUAAGCUUUGCGGUGCUUUACCCGUUGUCAGUGAGUCUGGCGAGCUUUUCAGGCUCGCGAUGGAGAGACAGACCCUUCCACGCCCAUAUGAUUAUAACCAUGCCUAUGGUUACGCUGAUUUCCGUCAACAUUGCACUUGUAGUCGCACUACGGCGACAAAAUAAACAAGCGAAGAUUUUGCUAGGAGGCUCAGAAAGUACACCGAGCGGUUUCAGGGAAGGCGAAUCCAAGCGUAAAGAAAGAGAAAAUUCCCUGUGUGUAACCACGCAGCUAGUGGUUUCGUGUUUUUUACUGUCUCUUCUCCCUUACCUGUCAUUUUUCUACGUGAUUCUCUAUUUCCCAGAGUUUCGAGGAGAAAAAUGGCUUUUCGCGGGCACCCGAUUCUUUUUGCCAUUUGUAUUCUUGAAUCCAGCCAUGAAUUCUCUCAUCUUCAACUUCAGACUCAAGCACGUCCGCCGUUCAUUCAGACACGUUUUCAUGUCUGGCUCACGGAUUCGUCUACACGAUAUCCAACUUACCCCCUUUGCGAGGUCAAUGGACUCUCCCUGA
Messenger RNA from Porites evermanni, 861 nucleotides. The record is from the annotation of a GenBank genome assembly. Lineage: Eukaryota; Metazoa; Cnidaria; Anthozoa; Scleractinia; Poritidae.